Messenger RNA from Passer domesticus (house sparrow), 7454 nucleotides. RefSeq names its product FIGNL1 interacting regulator of recombination and mitosis (gene FIRRM). The coding region runs from base 90 to 3077 and encodes 995 amino acids. NCBI's taxonomy places the organism in Eukaryota, Metazoa, Chordata, Aves, Passeriformes, Passeridae. The record is from RefSeq and is a predicted model, not a curated record. The transcript is spliced from 25 exons.
UCCGCUUCCUCGGGCGCGGGGCCUUGUGGGAGCGCGGGCGCCUUUCCCGCCGCCGCCCCGCGCUGAGGGCGGCGAGCGCGGCCGCCGCCAUGUCCCAGGCGGACCCCGAGCUGCUGCUGCGGGAGCUGGGCGGCUGGGACUGGGAGCUCUGCCGCCGGGAGCUGCCCGCCGUGCUGCCCCGGCUCCUGUCAAUGUAUGAAGAGUCUGAGGACUGGACUGAGCAUAUUCGUAUUCUGAGGAUCCUGACUGAAAUGUUUUUGCCACAUAUCAGCCUUGAAGAUGUGGAAGAAAUUUUUUUCUCAAAGGUAUUACCUAAGACUCUACAGUUCUUUGAUAACUUGAUGUGUGAAUUAUCCAGCAAGGCCAAAGGACUGACCAGCCAGAGUACAGAGUCAUGCAGCACUGUGAGGAAUCUGCUACAGGCGCUGGUGCAGCUGCUGGAGAUGCUGACGGGCUGCGUGCGCUGCGUGUGCUCGGCGCAGGAGCUGUCCCUGCGCAGCGUCCGCUCCCUGCCUCCCUCCGUCCUCUGCGUGCUGAAGGGCACCUUCACACACUGCAAGGACAGUGAAUCAGUGUACUAUGGGCACCUGCACUUAAUUUCUGACCUCCUACAAUCCAUGUUCAAGGAAACUUACUCCCUUCAGAAGCAGCUGAUGGAACUGGUUGAUCUGAUUUCCAUGGGCUCUGCUUCCACUGAAGAUGACAUCACAUAUAUGGUGUCAGUAAUCCACAGUGUGCUGGAGAUCUGCUCUGUCAUUUCCAAUAUGGACCAUGCUCUUCAUGCCAACACGUGGAAGUUCAUAAUCAAGCAAAGCCUGAAGCAUCACUCCCUGCUGCAGUGCCACCUGAAGCACAGUGACAUCCUCAAUGGCCUGUGCAAGGACAUUCUUCUUUCUUUUGACUCCUGUUUGCAGCUGGCUGAGCAGAUGAAGGUGUCAGAGAUACAGGAGGGCACUGACUUCAGGCUGUUCCAGAAGACAGUGAAACUGUGCAGGUUCUUUGCUAACUCCCUUGUACACUACACCAAGGAAUUUCGUGCCUGCCUCUCUGAUUCCUGUUCUCAGUUGCAUCAGCUCUUUCUUCAGAUAUACAGCAAAUUUCCUCCCAGUCUUUAUGCUCCAGAGAUCUUGGAAGUUCAUCAAGAUGAAAUAUCCCAGGUUUUUCUUGUGGCUCUGGACCCUCUCAUCACCCAGCUCCUUCCCUUUAGUCCUUUCAUGGAACAAGUGUUAAGUGAAAAUUUAGAUCUCCCUCCUGAGCAGCAGCUGCCCCACUGUCUCCUCCUGCUUACCAUAAUGGACAAGCUGUCCUCUCAGCCAGAAGAAGUGCAAACUCUCUGGAACACAGGAAAAAGCCUGUCUUUGUUUUCAGCUCUCUUCCUCAGUUUCCAGCAAUGUUGUGGGGAGCUUUCCCUCCCUGUCUGUGUGCCAGAGGUGGUCAGUACAGGACAGCCAGCAGUUCCCAUCACCCUCUAUCACUAUGUCUGUGUCCACCUGUGCUCCUUCAUUGCUUCCACACUCCCAUCACACUUCCCUCAGCUGGAGCGUGCCCUGCUGGAAGCUUUGCUGGGUCCCAGUAUGAUCACAUCCCUGCUAGCAAUGGACUCCUGGUGCUUCCUUGCCCGGUAUGGAACAGCUGAGCUGUGUGCUCACCACGUUAAUGUGAUUGCCCACUUGGUAAAGGCUUGGCCCAGUGACUGCUGCCAGCUCCCUGCCCUGGCUGUGCUGCUGAGGCGGAUGCUGUUCCUCAUGGCUCCAGAGCAUCAGGUAGAAUUUGCUCGUGAAUUUCCCCCUGAAGAGGUGGAGAGCUUGGCUGUGUGGCAGCACGUGUCCCUCAGAGCCCUGAAUCCCGACCUUAGGGCACGAGUGGCGUCUCAGCUGUGCAGGGCAGGGCUGGCGCGGUGCCGGCAGUGGCUGAACAGCGGCCGCGCCUUGGGAGGGCUCCCUCCCGUGAACACUGCCCUUUCUGUCCUGCUGGCUGCCUGCAGUUCUGCUGAUGCCACUCUGGAGGCAGAACUUAGGACAUCUGUCUUGGGAGUGCUCAGUCAGUUCUGGUCUUUUCUCCAGGCUAAGCAGGUCUCAGAUGAGCCAUGUCUCCAGAAGACACUGUGUUUAUUGCUUCACCUUUUGGAAUUUUUCAUCCAAGCAUUAGAUGCUCAACUGAUGACCCAGGUGUUUGCACUGCAGUCAUCCCUGCUCCAGCUGCAUCCCCCAGAUCAUGUCCGGCUAGCAAUGGUGGAUUUCCUGUCUUCCAUGGGAAAGGUGUUUAUUCCACAAGAAGCACAGAGGCAGGUUGUGCCCCAGCUGUCCUCUCUGUUUGCCUCUCUGCUGGCUGACCAGACCUGGCUGAUUCACCAGCACGCACUGGAGGCAUUCACACAUUUUGCAGAGGAAACAAGACAUGAAGAUGUUGUUCCUUGGUGCCUUAAUUCUGAAGAAGCUAAGAACCAAGUUGUUAAUUUUCUGGCUAAGACAAGGCAGGUGGAAGAGACAAGAGAAGCACGGACAGAACGCCUGAAGCAAGAAAGGAUUACCUGGAGUGCACAGGUUUUGAAAGGGGAUGGAGAAUUGGAGUCAACAGGAGAGCCUGUGGCCAAAAGAGCCUGUCACCCGCCCUCUGAGGAGCAGUACAAGGCAGCAGUGGGCACCAUGGAGGGAGCAGUGGAGACUGUGAAGCUGCUGCUCCAGAAAGGGGCCCCUCCAGGCUGGCUUGCAGUGAAGCUGGAGGCUCUGCACACAGCCAUAGCCACCCUCAGGGACAGCCUGAGAGAGAAGCCUCUGCUCCUGCCUGAGGACAGCACAAACCAGGAGCCAGAACCACAUCCUGAAACACCCAGAUCAGGGGCUGGCACAAGCACAUCCAGCUGGCACAGGAAGCUGCUGGGGCCUCAAACUGCCUCAGAGCUGCUGGCAUCUCCUGUGAAGAGCUACAGUCAAAACUGCAGCAAAGAGUCCUCUCACUCCACACCCUGGUCCAUUGCAAGGAUUUUCCUGCUGCUUUGGAAAGGCUGUUCUACCUACCACACAAGGGAAGGUUCCCUUGCACAAAGGGAAUCCCCCUUUGAAACCACUUCCAUCUAAUGAGGCCAACAGAUUGGGUUUAUCAGGGUUUAAUUUUGUGUAACUGCUCUUGUCUGUCAGAUUUUAAUUUGUAAAAUAUUAAAUAUCAGUUACUGCUGUCUCUCUAUGCCUGGAGGAGACCAAGAGAAGGGUGCACAUGCUGGGAAGGCCCCUCUGCCUGAUGGAAGGGCAGCACUCCCCUGUCUUUAAGCAAAGUCUUCAUCUCCUCCCUCAGAAAACACUGCUGACACAGAGAUAGUGAGAAACACUCUGAAUGUUCCUGCUAAGGAUCCCCAUUCUCCUCUUCUCCACUUAAACCUCAAACUAAUUAAAAAUAACUGAUGUAUAAAAUAGGCAGGAAAACAGCUCUGUGAGAACACCAAGGCUCUUUUAUAUGGAAAAAUUAAAAAUCAGCUUCUCCCCUUUUCAGGUGUAGAUAAUGCCAUGAUUACACAGAAAAUUCCCUCACAGAAAUAUUCUUGGGGACCACAGCAGUGGGAUUUACUGCAAGAUGUUCCACUUCUGCAGCUGAGACAUCCAUUACAGCAACAGCUUUAUCUUGGCACCACAUGAUUAAUUCACCCAGCAAGUCUUACUGCAAACUCUCAGUGGCUGCUGCAUCCCUCUGGAGGCUGGGGAGCAUCAGGAAGAUGCAGAGCCCAGCAGGGACUGCUCCUCCCAAACACCAAACCAGUCACAAGGAACUGGGAAACAAGAGGUGGAGAGUUUCCUCUUUGAUAGGGCUCUUACUUUGGCUGGAGUACACAAAAUAUCACAGAGUGAACAAUGUUGUGCCAAAGCCACCAAAUCUGCCACCUGGGGAAGCACCUCUGGCCAGGAGCCUUCCCAGGUCACCCACAAUCCAUUUGCAGAAGUGUGCUGAAACAAGAAGCUUCCACAUUACAGUUCCUUCACUUACUUGAAAAAUUCAGUUUUCUCCUCUUCAGACUUUAGUGUUAAGGUCUUCAGAAAAUUCACAACUUCCAGAAAAUCAUUCCUAAGCACAAAACCAAAAGCUGUCAAGGGUAACCCUUACUGAUGCUUAAACACCCACUAUGAAGAGACUGAAACCCCCCACCACUCCUUUAGCAGAGAGAAGAGACAGAGGGACCAAGUGAAAUGCUGGUGAUCAAGAGUGCCAGCAAGGAGGUGACAGCUGAAGGCUGCUGCUCAGCACUCCUUUGGGAGGGCUGGUAACACCUUAACUCAAGGAGCCUCUUGGUGAAGGAUCCCUGCAAGAGGCAGGGAUUAAGUCUGCACGCCCAUCCCACCUUCAAAGCAGUAUCAAGACCAAGAGAGGCCUGAUACUCCUGUCCUUACCUGAAGAACUCAUGUGACAACAGGCUGGACAGUGGUGGGCGGCACUUGGGGUCUGGAUUCAGCAGUGUACAGUGCAAGGUUUGCUGAAAGCUGGAGAGAAUAUCUGCUGAAACUGAAAUCCAGAGCACCUACAGUUAGACUUCUCUCUCCACACUGAACAAGAUACAUUCAGGGCUCCUCCACCCUCACCCCCAAAAACUUAUUUUUAGCAAAAGUGCAAAAGGAGGGGGAAAAUAGCAUUUCCAUUUCCUAACUUCCUAACCUGCCUGGCUACUGGGCCUCCAAGGAGUGCUACUGCUCUCCCAAGAAACUUCUGCUGCCUCUCUGCUGGAAGUGGCAGCCCCUGCUCAGCUCUGGCUCUCAAGAGCCACCUGCCACAUCCAUAACCCUUGGCAGGACCAGAGCAGGUUUGGGAGUGCCCUUGUCACACGGGCUGGUGACCUCCAGCCACAUCUGACCACGUCCCCACAGGAAAGGGGGAACACAGGACAAAAAGUCUGCAAACAAGGAACAACACUGGCCACUGAGCCCACAACACUCCCGGCAGCUGCAGAGCAGGUGGAAGUGAACCACAGGGCCUGUCACCAGGAAAAUAAACCAGUGCCAUUCUCACCCUGAUCAUUGAGAACUGUCAGGAGAUUCUCAACUGUUGUCCCAAAGGCGUAGGCGUCCCUCGCAUGCCCGUAGCUGCUGGGCAGGAUUUUGAAGUCUGCAGACUGAAAACAAAACAAAAAAAGCCCAGCAAAGCAGGAGCUUAUGAAAUAAGUGGUGUUUUCCAUAAGUCUUUUUUCCCACCCCCCACCAUAUACACUCUGUAGUUCUUUUUAUAGCUCCAAAGCUCCACUGUGUACCCUACAAGUAGAAUAUUAUGCUAAAAAAAUCUCUACUGGGGAAUUUAUAACCCAAAGGAGCAACUCCAUCAUGAUGAAACAACUCCCUGAUGAAUGUAGGCAGUCAACAGCUUUCAGCAUUUCUAUGGAAACAGGCAGUAAUUAGAGAGCAGAAGCGUGCUCCUUCAGCACAAGCAGCUCCAAGGAUUCUCAAUGGCUAGGAAGUGACUAACAGGUAGGGAAAAGGCUGUGCUGAGUUACACAACCACGGGACCACACUGGUCUGGGCACUGUCAGCAGCUUCUCUGAUUUUUGCAAAACUUUGGCGAUUUAGAAGCAACACAAAGAGUUUGAAAAGCAGCAUUACCUCUGCCCAACACCAUUCCCAAAGCAGGGAUGGGACAGAGGGACAAAAGGAAACCUCAGCUAUGAUCCAAGAGCCAUUUCCAUGCAUGAGGAAAUACAACAUGAAUGUAAAAGUAUUUCCUGACCACCAGGAUUUCUCUGCUGGCAGCAGGGAGCCCCUGAGCUGUCACUCACCAUCUCCUCGCAGGGGAUGCACGACUGGUCUCGCACCGACUGCACAUGACGCAGGAACUGCAAGGACAAGAGGGGCCGUGAGUGCCUCCCUGUCCCCUCAGUGCCAGGCAGCAGGGCAGGCUGUGCCCCUGCCCCUUCUGCUGACACCCAGGGCAGGCUGUGCCUAACUCUGCACAGCAGGCAGCAGAAAUCAAAACAGGAAUUGUUCUUUCCGCUACCAAGCAGUGAAAAUGCCACCAACGCCAGCUAAGGAGGUAUUUAAAUUAUUUUCCUUAAUGGCUCAUUUUGACCCAAAUCUUCCUGCUCUUUUUAAAUUUUUGUAUCAGUCCAGAAGGCCAAAAUUUCUCACUCUCCAGCCAGCAGUGUCCCUUAGAAAAGCAGCUGUGUUUUGGAUAAUAGAGAAUUAAUUUGUGUGGACAUUUUAGUUUAUAGCAAUGGUGUCCUCAGAGCAAAGAUCCAGGACAGAGCUGGAAGUGGGCCAACACAUUUAAUAGCAAAUCCAGCUAAGUGGAAGGACUUGGGCCUUCACACCCACAGAUGGCCAGAUUCCACAGGCCAGGAAUCCUCCCCUGGGCAUCCAGGGUGCACUUGGCUUGGCUCUUACCUCUGGGGUGGCUUCACUGAAUUUACAGACUGUUUCCAUUCCUCCCAGCUUCCAGUGCCCAUCCUCACUCACAAACACGGAUGACAAACAGACGUUGUUAUGAGUUAGGUUUCCCUAAAACACAAAAGCCAAAAAAAGGGUAACUGACUUGGGGGAGAGGUGAAAAUGUAGAAUCGUAAUCAGCACUAAUUAGGUACUGCGGGGGGUUGAGGGAAAGCUGCCCAAAACCCACACAGUUCCUGUGGGAUUUUGUAGGUGACCAGCAGGUGCCAGGCAGGAGAGCCAGAGCAGACAAAGCACUAAUUGUCACAGUCCCUGCAAUGCAACUGUAAAUCCAGGGAAUUUCUCCAACUGUGAACACAAAAACCCAGAGCUACAGUCUGAGCUGGGAUUUACCUGCACUCCUGGGCAAACACACAGUGCCCACACAGGACAGCAGUGACACCAAUCUCUGGCAUGGGACAACAGCUCUACACAAACACCAAGGCCAAGCAAUCCCAGUUCCCUAAAGGAAGAAGUACUCCAAGCAGAUCCAUGAACUGAGAACUGCUUGUUCCCUCAUUUCCACAACAUUUUCAAUUACCCCUUCUCCUCCAAAGCAGGCAAGUUUAGCAGUUUCAGCCUGCAAGAACUGUGGGGCACAUGUCUGUCUUUUUUGGGAGGAAUCAGCAGUGAGUCACCCAGACAAGCCCAGGUGCCACUGUCCUAUUUUCUGGAAAAAUCCUUUUGCCAGGAUUCCUCUCCUGGGAAGCUGAGAAGCCUCAGAGAAAAAGGAAAACAAUAUUAUCUCAUUUGUUUCUCCUGUCUUUUGCUGCUUUGGAAUGUGGUUGGAAAUUGUUUCAUUGUUUUCAUGUGAAUUAUUUUGACUUAUUGGCCAAUCAGGGUCAGGCUGUGUCAGACUCUGAAGAUAGUAACGAGUUUUCAUUAUUAUCUUUUUAGCAUUCUGUAAGUAUCCUUUCUGUAUUCUUUAGUAUAGUUUAGUAUUCUUUAAUAUAAUAUAGAUUAUAAAAUAAUAAAUUAGCCUUCUGAGAACAUGGAGCCAGAUGUAUCAUUCCUGCUUUUGUCUGGGAACCCCACAAACACACGACCCAGGUACAACUGUCA